Molecule: messenger RNA, 2574 nt
Organism: Acanthoscelides obtectus
Lineage: Eukaryota; Metazoa; Arthropoda; Insecta; Coleoptera; Chrysomelidae
Source: the annotation of a GenBank genome assembly
AAUAGGUCUGCGCAUUCCCUAAAGGCUUGCCUUGUGAUACGCCAAUGUCAGUACCACUUUAUCUGUCGUGAACUUUUUAAAAACCACUAUCUCUCCGCACUCCUUUCCUAACCUCAAACUGUGCGUUCAUCUAGUUUUUGGUGCAGUAUGGCCGGCGUCGUUUGUAUACACACGAUCUCAGUGUUCGAAAGGUCCAGGAUUUAUGUGUUGUCCGUCGUGUUCGGUGUGUGGGUGGUGUUCAAACGGUUCCUCAAGUGGAUCUGGAACCCCAAGGCGCUCAACUCCAUGCAACUCAGGGAUAACCCUCCAGCUUGUCUCGUCGAUUCGUCCUUCGGACAACAUAAAUAUGUCAAACUCAAGGGAGUAAAAUUCCACUACGUAGAAUCUGGCCAGAAGGACCAACCGUUGAUCCUGCUCUUGCACGGUUUUCCUGACUGUUGGCUCAGCUGGCGCCACCAAAUCCCAGUCUUAUCCCAACACUUCCGUGUGGUGGCCUUGGAUCUUAAGGGCUUUGGCGACUCGGACAAGCCAAUAUGGAGGAGUAGCUACAAAAUCGAGGUUAUAUUGCAGGAGCUACAGCAGCUUAUCUGUGCUUUGGGUGUGACGAAGUGUACGGUUAUUGGGCAUGAUCUUGGAGCUCUUAUUGGAUGGUUUUUGGUACACCAGUGUCCAGGCUUGGUGACAAAGUUCUUCCCAAUAUCUUGUCCCCAUCCUAACGCUUACUGGCAGAAUCUUACUACUACUCCAAACUACCAGUGGCUAAACUUCGCACAACUUCCAUACUUACCCGAAGUGGAUGCUCUUAAAGAAGACGUCAACAUCAUAGACCAAUAUCACAAACAUCUAGCACCCAAGGACACCUAUUUGGAGGCAUAUAAAUACAGUUUUUCAAGACAAGAAGACUGGACUGGUCCCAUCAAUUACUAUAGACAUCUCCCUUUCGUCAAAAUCAACGAAGAAUGCGACAAGAUCGAGUCAAAAGUGGUACUCAUCACCGGUAACAAAGACAAGCUAGUAAAACUAGAAGGCGUGGUCAAAUCGACAGAAUACUGUGAGCGAUUCUACAUGAAGAUAAUAGAAGGUUGUGAACACUUUCCACACCAAGAAAACCCAGAUGCCUUCAAUAAAGUGUUACUUAAGUAUUUACUUGACAGAAGUUCGAAGUCGGAAAACAUAGAGAAGUCACCUUCGAAGAGGCUGAUGCAGGGACUUUUAGGAGCUGUUAGCAGUACUGUGAAGUACGGAAACUCUGUGAUAGACAAUGUUCAAAAGAAGACCAAUGGGAUGGUCGGAAGUAUACCUACGAUGGGGUUAUCCCUGAACUAUACGCAGAAUACGUAACGUUUUCCUAAGUAAAUGUCUUGUGAAUACUCGUUCCUAAUAGUAAUCUAGGUAAAUGUUGAUGCUAAACAUGUACUAUGACGAAAUAUCAACAAAAAUCGUACAUGCCAAGUACUAUGGUACAAAACAACAGAUCUGAAUAAUCAAGCAUUAGCGGGAAUAAAAUACAACUGCCAAAAUGACUGGUCUAUUUGAAGAAAGUUUCCUUUAUAGAUGCUACAAUGUCAUUAUAUAGGUCUAAUUAGGUUCUACAGUGCUAUAAUUUUAGUAUAAGGGAUGUUAUUUAUUCUUUUGCAUUGUGGUUCAUUUCUGUACAGGUAUCAUAAAAAUUAAAGCUUGGUCAAUUUAUACCCGCUAAACCCUAAUAUUACGAGAAAGAUGAUUCUUAUUUAAACUGCUAAAAACUAACCUGUAUUUUAGGUAAGGAACAUUGAAUACCCUAAAAGCGAGACAUUCAGUAAUCAUUAUACUAUCCAAUUUGUAUAUUAUUAUCUUAUUUUAUUUAUUCGAAUUUUAUUAAACUUUUAAUAUGAUUAUGAUAUUCAUAGGACUCGUAACACUAACAUAAAUAUUUAUUAUGAUAGAAUGAGAAGAAUCUGGGAGAUAAACGUUUGUGCAUUCUUUUUGGAAACAUGCUUAUCAUGUAGUGUAUGUACACAGCUUUUUUCGUACGAAUAUAGUCUGAUUUCCCUUGAAGAUAUUAUAGUUACUGAACAACACCGUGAUUAAAGCAACAUGACAUAAUCAAUAAGAAAUAAAAACAAUGGUACAAAUAAAUACUGACCUUCGAAUAAUUUUUCUGGAUGAAGUAUAAUUUCCGUAACUCGCUUGACUUCCAUUACAUUUUUCCAAAUUUGUGAUAAAUUAGUGUUUAGUGGUGACAACCAACCAAGGUAUUCAAAACUAAAUUAGUAUGUUGCUGAAAAUAUAUGAAAUUGGCGACUCUAGUUCUUUCAUAUGCGAAUGUAGUAGAACAUUAUAACCUCAGUAUUGAAAUACCAUCCCAUGAUUUAUAUAGAGGGCUCCUGAAUCUGUCAAUUUUAUACAUCUUCAGUAACAUACUAAUUUGGUUUUAAAUCCUCUUAAUUGAUGCUCGCCGUCUUUAAUGUAUACAUACUAAUUUCACAGCUUAUAGUCCACGUAAUAUAUGUUUUAAUUUUUUAAUACUUAUGUCACAAACAUCGAUGUAUGUUGUGAUAUUAUGCGCGUCAUUGUUUUUCAAAUCUUCGAAAU